This is a messenger RNA of Papilio machaon (common yellow swallowtail), 1917 nucleotides long. It is a transcript of the gene Tob, whose product is annotated as protein Tob1. Gene Ontology annotation, molecular function: transcription corepressor activity. The transcript is spliced from 4 exons. Lineage: Eukaryota; Metazoa; Arthropoda; Insecta; Lepidoptera; Papilionidae. The record is from RefSeq and is a predicted model, not a curated record. Gene Ontology annotation, biological process: regulation of gene expression. The coding region runs from base 297 to 1016 and encodes 239 amino acids. Gene Ontology annotation, cellular component: nucleus; cytoplasm.
ACUCCGCUCGGUGAACACGCGCCCGCAUUUCGUGGCAAAACAACAAGCUACCCGCGAUCUCGACUUCGACCUCAGUAACGCCGCCUGAACCACGAGUGAUAGAACUGUAUUUUUUUUAAGUGAGUUUAGAACUUGGAAGAUUUUUUUUACCAAACUUUGUGAUAUCGAGUCGGGCGGGCGGAGGUUCGGGCGCGGCGUUCCGCUGACACAGUGGCUGAGUCUCAGUCGGCCGCAGGUUCUCGGGCAACAAGCACCAUCGAUUUUCUCCAUACGAGUUUACGCGAGUGAUAACAAAAAUGCAUAUUGAAGUACAAGUCGCGCUCAACUUCGUUAUAUCGUACCUGUACAACAAGCUGCCACGGCGGCGCGUCAACAUCUUCGGGGAGGAGCUGGAGAAGGCGCUGAAGGACAAGUUUCGCGGCCAUUGGUACCCCGACAGGCCGUGCCGCGGUUCCGCGUACCGCUGCCUCAAGACUGGCGGGCCCCUCGACCCUGUGCUAGAGCGAGCGGCACGCGAGUCCGGCGUGCCCGUGCGAGAUGUGCUCGAACAUCUGCCGCGGGACCUUGCCGUUUGGGUUGACCCAGGUGAAGUUUCCUAUCGCAUCGGUGAAAAGGGCGCGGUAAAAGUUCUUUUCAGCAGCGACGAAAGAGCGGCCGACGAAAGGACCGACAGAGAGGUAACUCGCGCAUUCAACCCCGAGGCGCAAUGCUUCCGACCCGUGGAGCCUGCGGCGCCGUCGCCACCCGCGCCCGCUGCCUUCUCGCCCGCGCCGCCCUUCCGCGCGCAGCCGCUCACUUUCACCACGGCCACCUUCGCGCAGACCAAGUUCGGCAGCACCAAGCUGAAGACGAGCAGCAAGCGCGCCAACCGCAUGUCGCCCACCGAGUUCAGCAACUACAUAAAGCAGCGCGCCGUGCAGCAGCAGCUGGCGGCGCGCGCUCUGUCGCCGGCUGCCGACGCGGGUGCGUACUUCGCGCGGCGGGAGGCGCCGGCGCACCUGCUGCUGGCCAACUGAGCCCGCCGCUAGCCCCGCCGCGACCCCCGCGACCCGCAACACCCACGCCGCCCCGCGCGCCCAUAGAGUCUUUACUUUUGUACGAAAGAGGCGCGCGCCGCGAUUUACUUUUUUAUUUUCCGCGGGGCCGCCCGCCGCUUGUGAUAACCGUACGAUUUUCCAUAACUUUUUGUAUUCACGUUCGUUACGUCGAUGUGUAAAUUUAUCGAUAGGAGCAAUAAUCUGCCGCGCGACUCGCCGGCGAUUUAUUUUCGUAAUAUUUAAAACGUAAGCCGAGUCGAGUUUUUUGACGUCUUCGUUCGAUAUCGAUAUUUGUAGGGUGUGAGAGCGAGGCCGAGUGGCCGCGCGCGCUCGCCGCGACGCACCUUCCGAAGCGAGCCUCUAUACAUACGUCCUCCGAUCUAAGAAAAUACUGAUAUUUAAUAUGUAUACAUUACAUAUAUGUAUAUAUCUACUCGUACGCGAAACGUCUAAUUUUUCACGUGGAAACGAAAUGCCAAUAGAGAAAUUACGUAUUUUUAAUAUUGAAAUUGAUACUUGUAGCAUAAUAUAUAGUGUAUGUAUGAUGUGUAUGGCAUGGCAUGCGUCGCAGUGGAGUGGAGCAGUGGGCAGGGCAGGGCAGGGCAUGCGCAGUCGGCGUUACGCCACGGCCACGAUGCAUAUCCGCCGGCCGCCCGCCGGCGCCGGCGCUCUCGGAGAUCUCACCUAGUUCUAAUCAUCACUCUUACGAUCGUACCCUUGUAAUAAUUAUAAUAUACAUAAAUAUAGGUCUCGUAAUAUAGCUACGUUUCAAUCUAACAGUAUUUUUUUAAGAAGAUAUUAGUCCUCGUGUACAUCGCCGGCCCCGCCCGGUGGCCGGCCUUAGUCCUUACGGUAUACUUAUUGUAAUAUUGUUAUAAAA